This is a messenger RNA of Acytostelium subglobosum LB1, 783 nucleotides long. RefSeq lists its product as hypothetical. Bases 1 to 783 code for a protein of 260 amino acids. The transcript has 2 exons. Lineage: Eukaryota; Evosea; Eumycetozoa; Acytosteliales; Acytosteliaceae. Gene Ontology annotation, molecular function: thiosulfate-cyanide sulfurtransferase activity. Gene Ontology annotation, cellular component: mitochondrion. The record is from RefSeq and is a predicted model, not a curated record.
AUGUUGUUGCGUAAUAACAAUGUCAUCACUUCCUCUUCAUUGUUCAACAAUACAUCAGCAUCAAUGGUCUCAUCAAUAACAUCAACAACAACAAGAUCAUUCGCAACAGAUGCUAAGAAACCAAAGAAGGAGAAGGCACCAAAGAAGGAGAAGGCCAGCAGCAAAGAGGACAGUGACAACAUACAGGAGCAGAAUGAGGAUGGCACACCAAAGGUGGCUGCAGCCACCACCGUCGAUGACAAGGUGAACAAGAAGGCAUUGCUCAAGCCAAGAAACAACAAGUUGGACAAGAAUGACACGACCACUGUGCUGCUGUCGAGGGCACAUUCCAAGACCACCACCGAGCAGAAGUCUGUCUCAUCACCCGUACCAACCAUCACCUACGAACAGCUGAAGGAGCUACUCACCGGUGCCUCCCAACCAUACACACUCAUCGAUCUCCGUGAUCCCAAGGAGUUCUUUGGUGACUCCCCCAUCAAGCAGAGCAACAACAUGCCAAUGGAGUAUGAGAUUACAAAGACAGAGGAUCAGAUUGAGAAUGAGAAGAAACAGAAGCAAAAGUCUCAGAAGGGAAAGGGCAAGAAGAAGGAGGAGACAAAGGUUAAGUUGGUGGAUGACUCCAACUUCUGGCAGAAGAGUUUAAAGCUCACUGGCGCUCAGUGGAAGGAGAAGUAUGGCUUCACCAAGGUGCAGCCAGAAGACCGUCUGAUUUUCUACUCUGCCAACAAUGGUCGCAGUGCCAUGGCAGCCGAGAUGGCCAUCGGUUCAGGUUACAGCAAGUAA